UGUGACUUAUCGUGUCAAAGUAAUAUUCAAUGGGUGAGGUUUCUUGUUUACUAUCACAAUUAUUUCAUUGAAAAAUUGGUUGUUGCAUUGUUUAAGUUCAUUUUCUUCGGAUUUAAAGGUCAAUAUUCCAGCAUGUUUGUUACCUCAUGAACUUUGAUUAGUUUGGACGACUUUAGAAAGUGAAGGGUUAAAAACUGAAAAGAAAACUGGCGCUGUUAGAUCAUACUUCUAGCGCCGCCACCUGUAGCGCACGUCAUCGCUACACACCAGCGUGAUCAUCAUCAGUCACGCCGCUCGCGUAUUGCAGAUCUGCAGCCUCCAUUGCAGCGAUGACCUACAGAAAGACAUAUUCUUACUUCCUGACGCACUCACUCUUUUUCUAUGUCAUGCGCCACACUGUUGAGGCUGGAGAAUCCAUUGGUGCUCCGAAGGACGCAGAUCCGUCAAAUUUAACCUCAAGUUAUUCCCUGCCAUACUCAGAGUGCGGAGGCGAGCUAUCAGUGGCCGAGGACUCGUCUGGGACGCUCGCCUCGCCAGGCUACCCCGAGCAGUACACGCAUGGGCUGCUCUGCGUCUGGACAAUCAAGGCCCCGGCUGGCAUGAGAGCGAGGAUCUACAUCGAAGAUUUGGACCUCACAAGCACACCGACCUGCGAGCAGGACUACCUGCUCGUGGACGUGCGAGGGAAGAACUCGAGCAGCAACGACGUUGAGCGUCUCUGUGGAGACGUAGAAGACGUGCCGAGAGAGUACGUUAGCGACGACAACGUUAUGGUACUGACGCUACGAACGUCGCAGGCUGGCGAGACGUGCAGAGGCUUCAAAGUGACGUACGACGCUCAACACGUGGUGGUCGGGUGUGGGGAGUCGGUAUCUCGACGUCAGUUUGUUAUAGAGAGUCCUGGGUAUCCAGGAUACCUGGCUAAUGAAUCCCUGGAGUGUCAUCUCACCGUCACCCACGCUUGUGACUCAUCGGAACCUUCCUCUGAAGUGUGUCAGCUCAGGUUGGACUUCGAGAGCCUGACGCUGCAGCCACCUGAGCUUGGGGAGUGCAGGCUGGACAAACUCCACGUGCAGGGGCAAAGCUUCACACCGCCUCUGUGUGGGGUCAAUUCUGGACAACAUCUUUACGUGGACGUCUCUGGCCGAUCGAGCACCGAAAUCCUGUUGAUGACGGCGCCGCUACUGCCGCGCCCCGUGGGACGCAGGCGUGACAACAUUACCGGGGCGGACAUCGGAGUAGAUCGGUGGGAGUACGAGGUUGAAAAUAAUCGUCAGUGGAGAAUCCGAGUGGCUCAAAUUCCCUGCUCGUGUGAAGCAGUUACUCCUGGAAAGCCAAGAGCACCAGACGGAUGUUCCCAAUACUACACGCAAGUGACUGACGUUGUGCGCAGUUUCAACUUUGACGGGAAAAAGCGCGACCUGGAGCCAUGUUGGAACGGCACUGAAGAGGAGUGUGGACGACAAGUGUGGACAGGUCACUUGAACCACGUGCACCACACGAUUUGCAUCGCACGCCAGCCUGGCUACUGUGGUGUGAUGUACGCGCCUACCGACGCUGAUGCCUUUCUCAUGACCGGACACGCCCACGCCGCCGCUGGCUUCAAUCGAAAAAAUCUGUAUGGAUCAUCACAAUGUCAAAGCGACUACGUUGUCAUUCCCAAAGGCCGGACUCCCGGCGACGAAGACUCGUGUCCACAUGACAGGUUUUGCGGACUGCAGUUCGGCAAUCGGCUUCUAGGACCGGUAGUCAGUUACUCGCUGCCAUUUAUGUUGACUGUACACACGGACGAAGACGAGUUCAGCCACAGCGUGGACACCAACAACCGAGGCUUCGAGUUGCGCUACACGCAGCUGCCUUGUGCCGGCCCUAACAUGGGUUGAACAUCGCCAGUAUCCGUACAAACACAAACCUCCUCAACCAUUAUCGACCAUAAAUCUGUUUGGAAAAAUGCAUUAUAUCAGUACUAAUUGGCUUUAUAUAUGAAUUAACUCGAUAUAUGUCUUUGAUUAACUCAUGUAGUGCGCAGUACAGC
Molecule: messenger RNA, 2035 nt
Organism: Hyalella azteca
Lineage: Eukaryota; Metazoa; Arthropoda; Malacostraca; Amphipoda; Hyalellidae
Product: cubilin
Exons: 13
Coding region: 330-1883 (517 amino acids)
Source: RefSeq, a predicted model, not a curated record